This is a messenger RNA of Drosophila teissieri, 1996 nucleotides long. RefSeq names its product nuclear transcription factor Y subunit alpha (gene Nf-YA). Bases 193 to 1377 code for a protein of 394 amino acids. The record is from RefSeq and is a predicted model, not a curated record. The transcript is spliced from 2 exons. Gene Ontology annotation, biological process: regulation of transcription by RNA polymerase II. Gene Ontology annotation, molecular function: RNA polymerase II cis-regulatory region sequence-specific DNA binding; DNA-binding transcription factor activity, RNA polymerase II-specific. Gene Ontology annotation, cellular component: CCAAT-binding factor complex. Lineage: Eukaryota; Metazoa; Arthropoda; Insecta; Diptera; Drosophilidae.
ACCCUGCUCUGUAAAACUGAGAAAAACAGAGAAUUUUAUUUUCAAUUAUACAAAUCGCAACGUAAACAGCCGGAAAAUGUCGCGACAAGCCACCCGUUUGGACGCCAAGAAAGUGUAAGUGUGUGUGUGUGUGUUGAGGGCUUGAGGUUGAGACACGACACAGAAAGGCACAAACCGCCGAGCAAUCGGGCAAUGGAAAACCAUUUCAGCGCCACCAGCCGCCCCUCAGCCACGCCUAGAAUGUGCACCACCGCCUCCGCCGUCGGUGCCGCCGCCGCCACCUCCAACAACAGCAAUAGCAGCAGCAAUAACAACAACAGCGCAACAACCGGCAACAAUUUGAGUGUAAACACAGCGGCCGGAGGAGCCACAAAUGCCGCAGCAACGGCCCAACCCAUCCAAGUAAUACCCAUGCCCAUGCUGCCCACCGGAGCGGCCCAAAUCAUAAUUGGCCAGCAGCCACAGGGUCAGACAACGGCGACGGGCCUGCAGCCUCAAUUGAUACCGCUGCAGGCCAACCAGAUAAUGCUGCAGGCUGCGCAACAGCAGCCACAGAUGCAGGUGAUGCAGCUGCCCGAUGGCCAGACCAUAUUCUAUCAGACGCCCACCAUUGCCGCCUUGGAUCCGAAUGCAGCGGCCAAUGCUGCAGCUGCCAUGGCAGCCCAGCCGACGCCCCACUACCUCAACAUUAACGGGCAGCUGGUGCAAAUUAAUCCGGCACCCAGCGCUAAUCAGGCGGCGCCCACAGCUGGGCAACAGAUCAUCAUGGUGCCGCAGACAGCGAUGGCAGCGGUGAAUGCAGCGGCCGCCAAUGCCGGAGUAGCCACCGGAGUGGGUACAGUGGUUGCCCAACAGCAGCAGCAACAGCAUCAGCAGCAAGUACAAUCCCAGACCCAAAACCAGCAGCAGCAGCAACAGCAGACGGCGGCGGCGGUGGCAGCCAGUGCUGCAGUCAAUAAUAUAAGCGCCGAUGUUAGCACAAGUACGACUGGAACGAAUACGAACAGCGAGGACGAGAGCUCCAAGGGCGAGGCGGAUGAGGAGCCGCUUUAUGUGAAUGCCAAGCAGUACAAACGUAUCCUCAUUCGGCGGCAGGCCAGAGCCAAGCUGGAGUCACGCAUACCCAAGGAGCGCUGCAAGUAUCUGCACGAAUCUCGCCAUCGCCACGCCAUGAAUCGAGCACGUGGCGAGGGUGGUCGCUUCCAUUCGGCGCAGGAGAAGGGCGAUAUGGACUCGUCCGGGCCGGAAGGCGGCAGCAUGCCAAUGACGCCCAGUGGCGGCGUCACCCUUAGUCGAGGCACGGCCCGCGCUCCACCGAAACUGAUCGCGCCACAUCAAACGCCAAGCAUUACCAUAACGGCGAUCAAAUCGGAAUAGUCGCCUCCUAGAUGUAGAUACAAACUAGACUAGAUCGUAGUUUUUAGUGCUAAGCCAAACGCUCUGUGUCCUCUUGUCCUCAAACACACCACUUUGGUCGGCUCACAUGGUUCAUUUCAAAAUUAGGCCUUCUCGCAUAUUAUUUUCAAAGUGUAACUUUAUUACAUUAUUAGUUCUUCUAUUUUUUGUCAUUUACUUAUAUUGGAAAAGGGAAAAUUUCAAGUUGAAAAUUAAUUGUAAUUGUAAUUGUAAUUACUUAUUAUAUUCAUUAUCUAAAUCGUAUAUACUACCAAAUAUUUAUUUAAUUUUUUCGAACUCAUGCACUUAUUUUCUCUUGGCCAGCUGUUGAAUAUUGUUUGAAAUAUGUAAUUAUUUACUAAAGAAAUUAGUUUAUUUACUAGACAUCAAAAUUUACACAAAUAAGGCAAUGACUAAUAUAGGUUUCAUAAUUCAUUUUAAAUUGGAAUGGGGAAAUGGCUUCAGUAAUCACCGACAACCGAGCUAAACAAUAGAAAUUCAACAAUGAAAACGUACGCAAAAUUCAAUUACCAUUGAGGACAUAAGAAUGCAAUCAAUAUGACGCAUAAUAAAUACAGCACACUGUUUAUAAAUUUAAAAA